GAGAAACAAACAAGACAAAAAGGACUUUUCCUGUAUUUGGACUGCUGGAAUCUCAGAAGAUCAGAUCUUUAGAUAUCUUGACAUUAGGAAAAGGAAUAUUCUACACUGGUGCUUUAGAAAACUUGUCUAAUAAAAUGCUUGGAGAAGCCUUCCUAAUUGGACUUCCAUACAAAGAACAGAAAUAUGGGAAGAUUUGCAGAACCUUAACAUGUAACAGUACCUCAAGGGAUGAAAAAGAUACCUGGAAAAGUAAGUUUCUAGAUGUAGAAGACAAUUCACUGCUCCCUCUUAGGAUGGAAAGCCAAGAAAAAAUUAUGAAAGGAAGUAUAACAGAAAAAAGUAAUGAUACAACUCAAAUGAAGUCUGUGGAUGAGCUCUCUGUGGCAAAACACAAAAGUGCAACUCUUCCAGGAAAUGUGUCCGUUGCAUUGCCCAUUCCAAAGAGAGAACAUGAUGAAAGACAAGUGGAUUUAUAUCGAUCCUGGUCAUGUACGAAUAUUUGUCAGAAUUAUCCAGACCUACAGAUUGGAGGUGACCAUGUGGGAAACAUGUAUGAUUCAGGCUGCUUUGUGGAACACACACAUGAUGAUGUUUUUAAUGGCCCCCUUUUGCUUUCAGUGGAUAUACCAUUGGGCCGUUCCUCUAUCAUUGAGCCUCCAGAGAAAAUAUUCACUACAAAGUUAGUGAAUGGGGAUGAAAUUCGAGAAAAAAGUAUGUUGUUACAUAAGGAGCCACUGUCAAAUUCUAUGCUUAAUAGUUACAUGGAAAAAAAGGUGAAUGAACUCUACAAACAAUUUUUGGAAGAAAAUCUCACCAGGUGCCGCUCCAUAACCAAUCUUAUGGCUUCCAAUCUGCUGAUGAAUAACGUAAAUCAAAUUAGUCUUCAAAUCUCUCAAGAGCAUAACAUAGAGAUAUCAAAAGCCCGGGAAGCUCUCCUACACUCCUUAGCACUAUGCAAUCUUCAUAACAUUUCCCAAGGAAACAGCUCCGAAAUCAGCACUCCUAACUUGCAAAUAUCAAAGCAGACAAAUAUAGAAAGUAUGAAUCAAGUGUGGGUUAGUAGGACUAAGUUAUGAGACUCCAGUAACAACUUUAUUCUCUGCCUUAACUGUGUUUUGUGGAGUGGAUUUUACAUUUUUUUGAGAAAUUGUUGACUCAUGGUACAUUGAGUCCUUGUAAGUGAUAAUGAUCAUAACUAAGAAAUAGGAAUGUCUGGUCUUACUGUUUGACAUCUUUCGUUUUUGUACUAUUCAAGUUUGGGUGUUCGUUUGUGUUUAUCUAAGUGCCCCUAGAACUCCAAAUUGAUUACCUUAUUGUCCAUCAGCUUCAUUUACCAAGGAAGAGCAUUGAGGAGUGCUUCAUUGCUGGAAACUACUGAAAAGAUCACAAAAGCUGCCAUUUAUUUCUCAUAAAAAGCCAUUUAUUUCUCAUAGAGAAAAAGGAUCAGUGUUUCCUCAUAUUUCUAACACAUAGGAUCAUGUGUGAUGACAAUCAGAAUCACCUAGGGGAAAUUUAUAUAUGCAUAUGCAUGUGUAAAAAUCUAUGGAAUAAAACACUUUGAACUCAAAUAGAAUUUAACUGAUAUUUGAAAGCAAAAUGGAAGGGAAGGCUUAAGGCACAGUAGGGACUUUACUGGUGGUACUACAAUUAAAACUUUUUGGUUUGAACUCUCCUUCCGUGAGCAUCAGCUUUUUUGGCAGUCAUGGGGCUUGAGUUCAGGGCCUUGGGGCUGUCCCUGAGCUCU
Molecule: messenger RNA, 1744 nt
Organism: Dipodomys ordii (Ord's kangaroo rat)
Lineage: Eukaryota; Metazoa; Chordata; Mammalia; Rodentia; Heteromyidae
Exons: 2
Coding region: 135-1076 (313 amino acids)
Biological process (GO): regulation of toll-like receptor signaling pathway
Source: RefSeq, a predicted model, not a curated record